AUGCGUGACAAUCGUUCACUCUGGACUCCAGAUGAAUCGCAUGUAGCCCUAUCGCUACAACCUCCAGAUGAGAAAAACGUUGAGAGGAUAGGAGACGCCGAGGACUUCGCCGAGAAGAUUGCACAAUUCUAUACCUUCGAUGUUGUGUCCGUCGCUAGCAUAGACUCCAACCUACUAGAGAAGGCUCGACCAAACACUUUUGCAACCGUACUUGUGGCUUAUACUGCCCCAGAAGUGAGUUUGCCGCGGCUGGUACCAACAGCGCUGUACCGAAUACCUGUUGAGGAGGAUGGGUGGAUUCGCGAUCCCGAAGCAUUGCCAUCCGAGUUCCAAAGUGGAUAUAGGCGCAGCUUCGAUGGAAAAUCGGUAAAAUAUGUAUUCAUGUGUUUCGCCAGGCACAGAGUUCAAUAUAGUGAUCGGGAGUCUAUCACGCUAUUCGAGGAUGCUGAGUGGCUAGCACAAACAGUCACAUCCCGGCCAUUUUGGAUAUGA
Molecule: messenger RNA, 492 nt
Organism: Fusarium proliferatum ET1
Lineage: Eukaryota; Fungi; Ascomycota; Sordariomycetes; Hypocreales; Nectriaceae
Exons: 1
Coding region: 1-492 (163 amino acids)
Source: RefSeq, a predicted model, not a curated record